This is a messenger RNA of Rotaria sordida, 1248 nucleotides long. Lineage: Eukaryota; Metazoa; Rotifera; Eurotatoria; Philodinida; Philodinidae. The record is from the annotation of a GenBank genome assembly.
AUGACUGAUAUUGAUGAUUUUGAAUUAAUCAAUGAUCCGGUAUUAUCAAACGAACAAACAUUUGAAUUUAUAGAUGUGAAUGAUGGUACUGAAAAAAAUACAAAUAUUAAUAAGCCAACAACAUCGAGUAUUAUUGUACCACCUCUUGUUUCAAAACCUUUAGUUAAUGAAAUUCCUCAAGUUGUACAACAACAACAACAACAACAAACAUCUAAUCCUACUGUUAAUUCAUCAGAAUCAAAAGUACCAGUUUCACCUAUUAAAACAAUGACUCCUAUAACACCUUUAGUCCAAAUUCAAAAGACAGUACCAUCACCAACACCAACACCUCCUCCAAGACCAAUAAUAAUUGCUCCCGUGCCACAAUUACCAAAAGCUCCUGCUCCAAAACGUUAUGGUGAUGCUGCAUUAAUUCCUCAUAAUAUAGACGAAACCAUAGAUAUUGAUGUUAUUAUAAAUAAAUCAAAGAAGACUCAUCAAAAUACUUUAAAUGCUAGUAUUCAACAACAGCAACUAAGUGAUAUUCAAACAACCUUUGAGAAUAUGGCAAGUGGCUCAGCUUUUAGUAAUGUACUUAAAGCAAAGGAAGAUUUACAAAAAUCUCCUGAACAAUUAGAAAGAGAGAAACGAUCCAUACUUUCACAACGUGUACCAGCAUUAGAUCUUGAUGGCAAAACAAAAGAAGAUCUUAUUGAAAAGGCAAAACAAUUUCAUAAUCUUCUUCAACAGUUACAUGGUGCUAUUUACGAAUUAAGCGAACGAUUUGAACGACAAAAAUAUGAUAUGGUCGAAUUAGGUGAACGUGCUCGUCAAAUUGAAAAAGGAAAAGCUAAAACACGUAAAUCAAAUAUCGUGCAUACUGGUCUUGGAGGUGGUCUUUUUUCUGGUGUUAAUGAUAUAACAGCACAAGCACCGGCAAAAGUAUCACUUUUUAGUCGAUAUGAACGUCUAACUGAUCGUCGUACAUUCAAAGAUCGUCGUGAUGUUUGGGCUACAGAAAAAAAAUCAAACGACUUUGUUCCCGAACGUCCAAAAGCUAAGAUAAAACAUAAAUCACCUCCAGCUGAUAAGGGUUUACCACGAAAAACUAAACGUGCAUCUACAAAAAAUGAAGAAUUACCUCCUCCAUCUGCUGAAGAAACCGAAGCACCAGAACAAGAAGAACCACCUGCUGAAGAACAACCUGCACCAGAAGAAGAACAAAAUGAAGAAGCAGCAGCAGAAGAAGGAGAAGAAGAAGAAGAGUAA